CUCGUGUGUGGAGGGUGAGGGCACCGGAGGAGGAGGUGGUGACAACCCGAUUGGCACCUUCAAGGGCUUCAUCAUGGACAAGUGCCCAGAGUGCCACGAGGGAGACCUGGACUUCGGGACCGGGCUGGACGGCCGCUGGGACAUCGAGUGGCGGUUCGUGGCCUGCCCCGGGGAGGAGGUCUCCUUCAAGGUCGUGGAGAUGACCCCGUACUACUGGAAGAUCCAGCCCCGCGGCACCGCAACCCCGGUCGAGUCGCUCACCAUCGGCGGCAGGGCGGCGGCGAGGACCGACGACAACCACUUCGAGCUGGAGCACCCGAGCGGUAACCCGUGGUACGAACCGCAGAUGGUGGUGACCACCACCGUGGGAGGCGUUGUCGAGGAGACGGAGAUGUCUGUCUAAGGGGAGGAGGGGAGGAGCGUGCUCUCUGGUAAGAAGCGCCGCCUCCCUUCUCCUUGUAGUAGUGGCUGGCUGGCACAACGCAGCUCAGUCCCCCACGUCUUUCGCACCGUGCCGGCCAAACCCCCUAUCGAUGGCUUUUGAGCUGAGUUUUUUCAGCGGUGGAUGGAAGCAUUUUAACAUUCGACCCAAACGAACCCGGCUUGGCUGUUGAUCAUGCCUUGCAACGACGGGCUGAUGAUGAUGCACAGAUGGGAAGAGCUGUGAAACGGACGCCGUGUAUCGGCAGCGGUGGAGCCGAGCGGGUUGCUUGCACGGUACAUGUCCUAGGAAAUAGCACCAUCGCUGUACUUGAAAGUGUUUACAGUGUCUGUUGGUGUGUUGUUCCUUCUUGAGGGCGGGAUUAUUGGGAUAUGUGUAUCUUACGACAUUGAGAUGUACUUUUUACAAUUUUUUGGAGUAUAGGAAAGGGAGGGGUCAAAAGGCCCUUUGACGGUCGUGCACGCAGGCAUGGAUCAAAUGAGUUGUGAACGUCGAUCAGGUGCAGGUGUUGUAAUCAGAUAUGUUGGGUAUUUCUUGUCGGCGAUGCGGUACGAUGCGGUAGGUCUUUGCACCGCGUUUUCCCAAACCUGUAGCGUCGAGGACAUAACAGGUUCUUUUGCGUUUUUUACAUUUCUGCUGGUUUCAUCUGCUCGACCUGGCGGCGGAAAAUGAGAUGAGAGACGCGGCAGUGGAUGGGUUGAAACGAAUUUCAGAGAGCUUCUGGGCGUUAGGGAGUCUGUAGAUUGGCUUGGGUUUUUGAAGGACAAGGAUCACACGUGCAUGCGUUGUUUGUGGACAAGUAUACAAACUCGAAAUAAGAUUUUGCUGACGUCGUCGGUCGGGUGGAACGGAAUGCGUCGCGAUUUCCCGAAUGACGUGAUACAUGGAUGUUUUUUGAAUGUUUCCAGUGACGACGGGUUAUAGAGCUAGUUAUGGUAGGUGAUGACGUGUGACCAGUCAAAUUGUCUCGUAUACGAAAAUGGUUUGUUGCUUGGGCCGGUUUGAGAUGAUUGAUGCGGCCUGUGGUUGAUUGCAUAGAUAGGGUGCUCGUGUGCUUCUUGAUGGUGAAAAAUUCUCGCUGUUGGUGCUGGGGCUGGCUGCUUGGAACUGGUUCGUGCUCGAAAGAGCAUGAAGAUGGGAGACGCGGAUGGAUUCAGUUGCUGUUGUGCUCGUGCUGCCACGGACCCGUGUCUUGUGAUGGCCGAGCUGUUUUUGGUGGUAUCUUUACUAUUGUCCUUACCGUAUGCGUUUUUGUCUCCUCUCGCGCUUACGCCCUUUGCAACGACUCGUGCGUGGCUUACGUCGUAUGUAUCUCGUGUUUUUUUUGCUGGUCGUUAUGCUGCUGCAUGAAAAAGUAAUUUUCUUCUAUUGGUCGCGGGUGGAUGUGGUUAUCAAGUACUCGGUUUCUGCUCUAUGGUUGUUCGUGUCUCGUCAUUGCCCUCUCUCUUGUCGUUGAUCGCGUGCCGCUCUCGUGGCCCUUUUGUCGCUUUCGUUGGUACGUACUUGAAAUAGGCAGGGCACCCAUAAAAUAGGGCGAUUUUUUGCAAGACCCUCCCACCAAUCACCCGUCGAGUUUGUAAGACAUUUUGUAAGACAAGAGACAGAUGAUUGGGCGAUGGGCACGACGCUCUCGGGAGAAAAAUCACCGAAAUUUGCACAGCAACACCGUACACAUCAUGUACACCACAUGCGAUACA
Messenger RNA from Ectocarpus sp. CCAP 1310/34, 2139 nucleotides. The record is from the annotation of a GenBank genome assembly. Lineage: Eukaryota; Phaeophyceae; Ectocarpales; Ectocarpaceae.